AUGCGUGGGCGGACUAGGCGGAUAGACUCAUUUGCAUGGCGUAUCCGCAAGACAGCAGCGCACACUGCUGGAGACUGCUCUUCAAGUAACGAGCGACGAGAUGAACGGCACUGUGCACGAAUUCAGCCCCAGAGCCAGCCGCACGUGCAGGGCCGUCAGCAAAUCGAACACACGAGCCGCAAACCACUGCAAUUGCGUCCUGGGUCGCUGCAGCUCAUGCAGAGCCCGCGCCGGUUUGAGUUGCUACUAUCAAGUCGUGGUGGCAGUGCUGGCGACCAGGUUGUCCGCGCUGCCUUACACCAUCUUACUUGCAAUCUGUCGCUUGUUGAGUGCUCAGAGGCCACAGUCGAAGCAAAUUCUCGUAUGCUCAGACUCGACCAGGCACGAAAACGCACCAUGUCGCGAGUAGCUCCCGAGAUGAGAACGAAGAGCAAACUAGGCGUCCGCCACGGCAGCCUUGCAGAGAUUGCAGAAAUAGCGGUCUCUUCGUAUCAGGCGCAACCUGUCGAAGACAGCAUUCCGAAACUCCCUCUCGAUGCCUCCUCAAAGGGCUCGGUUAUGCCGAUCUUGACUGUGUUUGACCUCCAAAAUUCGCACCUUGUCUUCCACGACAUCAAUGUCAACCCUUCUUUGCCUUUAGAGUCCCUUCAUCGUUUCAUCUUGGCAAGGCUAUACAACCCGAUAACGGGCUUCCUGCAGGAGUACGACAGGGCCACUGCAACCCAUCGUGUCUCACUAUCCACAGGCACCACUGUUGUUCCCCGCCGCUCCCAUCUUCAACCAACCACAAUUAUUCCCGAUUUAGUACUGGGUAUCACUAUUCAAUAUAGGCACAGCCUUGCCACUUCCCCGGAUAUGUCCCAUACUCCGUCACAAUUAUCUGUCUCCUCCAUUCAUGAGGUUGAAGUAGGCUUCGGGCAAAAGCUGCUGCAUCACCAGACGGCAGAUCCGGAGAAGGCACCGCCCCAUGAUUUACUUAAAUGGGAAUAUUACGAGAUGGGGUCCAAAUUCCUUAACGUCCGUGAAGUGGAAAUAGACUUUGCAAAAUGCGUGCCGGUAGCUGGAGAUAUGCCACUAUGGAUACAUAUGAAGAGUGCAUCUCAAAGACCACUCCCGUUCAAUCCAAUAAACAGAGCUUAUGCCAAAUCAAGGCACUCUUAUAGCAAAGUGACAGUCUCAAUUCGUGAUUUAACAAUAGGCCAGGAGAAUCAACUAGCCCCAUUCAAUACACUAUGA
This is a messenger RNA of Lindgomyces ingoldianus, 1236 nucleotides long. RefSeq lists its product as uncharacterized. The transcript is spliced from 13 exons. NCBI's taxonomy places the organism in Eukaryota, Fungi, Ascomycota, Dothideomycetes, Pleosporales, Lindgomycetaceae. The record is from RefSeq and is a predicted model, not a curated record. The coding region runs from base 1 to 1236 and encodes 411 amino acids.